AUGAGGUGCUUAGUGCUGCCAUGGCUCAUCUUCACGAUAGUGUAUAGCUUGUGUAGUCUCAGCCUGCGCUACACCAGCCCCGGCCUGGUUACUGCGGGCAUCGGCGUGGCCGGAGUCGUGGUGCUGCUGCUCGCCUACUCCGCCCUGCAAAAUCUCAGGAACGGAGAAGAUGGGCAAUCCACCUGGUACUUCUUCCUGUUUCUCUGCAGUGCUGCAAAUCUUGCACUCGCGGUGGUUCUCGGCAACAUGAACUACAGGUCGAACUUGGUCCCAUUUAUGGAUGUGAACAAUAUGAACGAGUAUGACAUGAUCAACCCAGCUGACAGCAAAGGCAACCAGCUCAUGGAUGCUGGACGCAUUCAUUUCGUUCCAGAUGCAAAACUGGAUAUUGGGCACUCCAUGGGGUUCAGGAACUUGGACACCUACUGUGUGGCUCCCAUUACAGCUGGAAAUCAGGAGAACUAUGACUUCUGGGCAGUAGGCCUCAACUGCUGCUCUGGUCAUGUGGCAGACUUCCAUUGUGGCGAGUUUAACAAUCCCACGGCACACUCUGGGCUGCGGCUCAUGCGCGAUGAUUUGCGAUCCUACUUUCGUUUGGCUGUUCAGCAGGCGGAGGCUGCCUACAACAUACGUGCCAACCAUCCCAUCUUCUUCUAUUGGAUGCAGGAUCCGGCUACAGAGAUCAGUGCCUAUGAAAGUGCAGCUUACACAAACUGGAUGGUCGGUGUCUUCGUGGCGCUGGGUGUGCAACUGCUUCUUGUUGUGAUUGCCACCGUGGCAUUCGCCAAGUUAAGCUGA
Messenger RNA from Symbiodinium natans, 798 nucleotides. Lineage: Eukaryota; Dinophyceae; Suessiales; Symbiodiniaceae. The record is from the annotation of a GenBank genome assembly.